Molecule: messenger RNA, 938 nt
Organism: Linderina pennispora
Lineage: Eukaryota; Fungi; Kickxellomycota; Kickxellomycetes; Kickxellales; Kickxellaceae
Product: RNA-binding domain-containing protein
Exons: 2
Coding region: 1-858 (285 amino acids)
Biological process (GO): mRNA export from nucleus
Cellular component (GO): nucleus
Molecular function (GO): mRNA binding
Source: RefSeq, a predicted model, not a curated record
AUGGAGCUCAACGCGCGACUUGACCAGAGCCUGGACGAAAUCAUCAGGGAGACGCGUAAGCAGACCAAGAAGGGCUCUAGUGCGCCGAAGGCAACAAAGAGUGCAAAGAAGACAGCCGCAGCAAAGAAGGUCGCUGCUGCAGUGACAAAGGCGGCAGCGCUUACGACCAAGGGCAAGGCAGGACGGCGUAAGAAGAACAGCUCGUCCACCGGAGUGGCAGCCCAGGCAGCGCUGAAGCAAGGUCUGAGCGGGUCAAUGGCAGGGCGGCUGGGCAACCCCGCUGGGUCCAAGACAGCCAAGGGUGUGGCUGGUCGCGUCGGCAAGGCCAAGGGUGUGGCUACAAAGAAGCUCGAGACCGGGGGCCGCUUGGCGGGCAUAGCCGAAAAGCAUCGGGCUAAGAAGCGUGGAGUUUCAUCUGCUGCUGCCGUCGCCGCCGCUGCCGCCGCUGCUGCAACAACCCGGCGCUCAAACGUGAACAUUGCGAUCAAGGGAGAAGCGGGGCCAUCGACGAUCUUCAUUACAAACCUUGAUACAGAGGCGUCGGCAGAGGACGUGAAGACGUGCUUCAAGCAGUUUGGCACUAUCAAAAACUGCACAUUGCUGUAUGACCGCAAUGGCAAGGCCUCGGGGCACGCCGAGAUCGUGUACGCGGCCAAGGCAGCGGCGCUGCAGGCCGUGGCAAAGCUCAACAACGUGUUAGCUGAUGGACGUCGGCUUUCGGUGCAGAUCAAGCCGGGCACUGAAUCAGUUUCUAGUGCGCCAGGUCAGCCAGCAGCAGCAGUGCCUGGCACGCGUAGCGGGAAGAGCCGUCGGGGGAAGAGCCGGUCGGUUGGUGGAAUGAGAAUGGAUGUCGACUAAGUUUUUCAAUCUGCAAUAAAGCAGUUGUCCGGCUUUCAAUACUGACGUUGUCAAGAAUGCUCAAGAGCACACUGGUCCUG